GCAACCAAGAAAUGCAAAUUAAAUGCAGCUUUGCUUUUGAUAGAAUCGGACGUGUAGCGUUUCUUUGCAAUGUGAUUUCCGUGGUCGCGAAUGAUCUGUGCGGAUUAUAUAAGUCGAUUAGGGUCCACGUACCUUACAGAAAAUCCUCCACGAGUGCCACCCAAUGGAAUGCCAGCCGAUCAAAUCCAAUACUCGGAGAAGUACUUCGAUGACAACUUUGAAUACAGGCACGUAAUUCUUCCACCGGAUUUGGCCAAACAUGUGCCCAAGGCGCAUCUGAUGACCGAGACUGAGUGGCGCAACCUGGGCGUGCAGCAGAGUCCCGGCUGGGUGCACUACAUGGUCCACGCGCCGGAGCCUCAUGUGAUUCUAUUCCGCCGCAAACGCAUUUCGGCUGAGGACGCGCCACAGGUGGCUGCGGCAAAUGCAGCGCAGGCCAUUGCGAAUCUGUGCGGUUAGCCAGGGAGGAUCCUCCCAAGAAUCCCUCUUCCAAGGACACUAAUCAACACUCACGCAGUAUUUCAUAAGUUAGCAUCAGAAACACUGAUGUAAAAUUAAUACCCAUAGCUUUAAGAGCAGUUCAGCUGGCAAGUUCAAAGACACGAAACGACAUGAAGACGUCGUUUCUGUUAAUUUCAUUAAGUUUAUUUACCUAAAAUACAAAUCGAAGUGUACGCCAUGUGUACACUGUACAGACAGUUUAAAA
Messenger RNA from Drosophila rhopaloa, 706 nucleotides. RefSeq names its product cyclin-dependent kinases regulatory subunit (gene Cks85A). The coding region runs from base 91 to 459 and encodes 122 amino acids. Gene Ontology annotation, cellular component: cyclin-dependent protein kinase holoenzyme complex; SCF ubiquitin ligase complex. The record is from RefSeq and is a predicted model, not a curated record. NCBI's taxonomy places the organism in Eukaryota, Metazoa, Arthropoda, Insecta, Diptera, Drosophilidae. Gene Ontology annotation, molecular function: protein kinase binding; cyclin-dependent protein serine/threonine kinase activator activity; histone binding. The transcript is spliced from 3 exons. Gene Ontology annotation, biological process: regulation of mitotic cell cycle.